Messenger RNA from Seriola dumerili (greater amberjack), 1499 nucleotides. RefSeq names its product transcription factor Ovo-like 2 (gene ovol1a). Gene Ontology annotation, cellular component: nucleus. The record is from RefSeq and is a predicted model, not a curated record. NCBI's taxonomy places the organism in Eukaryota, Metazoa, Chordata, Actinopteri, Carangiformes, Carangidae. Gene Ontology annotation, biological process: regulation of transcription by RNA polymerase II; epidermal cell differentiation. Bases 45 to 1109 code for a protein of 354 amino acids. The transcript is spliced from 5 exons. Gene Ontology annotation, molecular function: RNA polymerase II cis-regulatory region sequence-specific DNA binding; DNA-binding transcription factor activity, RNA polymerase II-specific.
UACCUGCACGCAAAUCCCUCCAAAGAUCCAGGUAAUAACCGAACAUGCCGCGGGCCUUCUUGGUGAAAAAGGCGAACGUUUCGCCGGGUAAGCGGAACUGGAGCGAGCUCCCGGAUCAUGAACGAGGAGACGUCUACAUCCCAGUGUCCAUCUUCCCUCCGUCCGUCCUGAUGAUGGAGGCUGAAGCCAGCCCCGCCGAGUCCACGCCGCUCUGCCUCACCAAACACUCUGUGUCCGACGUGCGGACCCACGCCGAGCUGCCGUCCAGCACGGUGCUGGGCCGACCACAGAGCCCCGCGGCUUCACCGGAGGAGAAGUCAGAGGUCAGGAGGAGGUCGCAGGGCGGCUCCACGUACAUCCGGUCCAAAAUCAAGGUGACUACAGGCGAGUUACCCCCCAGUCCCUCCCCUCUCCCUCUCGCUCUCCCUCCCAUUCCCGCCCUGCCAUCCUUGACCCCUCCCGCCGCCGUGAUGCCAAUUGCCUUGACGACAACGACGACAACCCCUGCCCCUCUGGAGCCGGUCCCCAUGGUGACCAGAUCAGUAGGUCAAGGUCAAAGCUCGUCGACGGGUGCGACAGCGCCGUUUAUAUGUCAGGUUUGCCAGAAGACAUUCCAGUACCAGCGGAUGUUAAACAGACACAUCAAGUGUCACAACGAGACCAAGAGACACCUGUGCCCCUUCUGCGGCAAAGGCUUCAACGACACCUUUGACCUCAAGAGACACGUGCGCACACAUACAGGGGUCCGUCCGUACAAGUGCAGCCUGUGCGACAAGGCCUUCACCCAGCGCUGCUCCCUGGAGUCCCACAUGAAGAAGAUCCACAGCGUCAAUGUGAAGUACGCCUACAAGGAGCGGCGCAACAAGCUGUACGUCUGCGAGGAGUGCGGCCACACGGCGGGAGCUCAGGACGAGCUGGCGGUCCACCUCCACUCGCUUCACCCAGACAGUGCCCUGUUGAAGGGGAAGGCUGCGCGGAGAGCGGGAGGAGGAGGAGGAGGAGGAGGAGGAGGAGGAGCCGGCAAAGAAGGACAGUCAGUCGGAGGAUCCAUGCCAGGUUCUCCCCAAGGAGCUGAUAGCGAUGACACCACCGGAUCUGCAGGGCAGUAGAGAGGAGGAGAGCCUGAAAGAUCAUCAACAUAAGCUUAGGGGGAUGGAUGAAGGAUGGAUGGAUGGAUGGAUGGAUGAAUGGAUGGAUGGAUGCAUUAAAUGAUGGACAUGUAGGUAAAGGGAUACGAUACAUGUACUGUAUAUGUGUAAAUAUCUAUGAAGGUAUGUGUGUCUGGAUUUGGGCAUUUGUAUAUGACUAAUGUUGAAAGGAUUAACGCACCACACACGCCGUGUCGUACUUUGACUUUAUAUAUUUACAUGAGUAAGAAAAUGUACAUAUCUAACAAUACAACAUAUGUUUCUUUACAUUGUGAAGGUUUCCUAUGGGUGUGUUUGUACAGCAAAAAGAUGAAUUUUUGUAUCUACUAAAAAAAGUAAAACUGUUAUAUU